GACUUCCACUUUUCUUUUUUUUUUUAAUUUCUUUUUUUUUAUAAUUUUAAUUUAAUCUGUUUUUUUUUCUUUUUCUUUUGGUGAACAUGGACGUUGAAUAUGAUAGCCAGAUUCACACACUAAUCUCCUUUCCCUCAAUUAUUUCUUCUCCUCUUGGCGUGAGAUUUGAGAUGAAUUGUGUUUGAAUGUUUGGUGGUGGGUGUGGAGGAGAUGGACCGGAGAAGCUGGUUAUGGCGGAGAAAGUCAUCUGAGAAAAGUCCUGGCGAGACAGAGAGUACAGGCUCACUCUCUUCUCAUUCUGAAAGAUUCUCAGACGAUCAGAGAUCUCACUCACCGGAAUUAAUAUCUAAACCUGUAACAAGAGAAGAAGAAAAAGAACUAGAAGAAGAAGAAGAAGAAGAAGAAGAAGAGGCAACGGCGGAUAUCAAGAUUCUAACGGAGAGGCUCUCUGCAGCUCUUUUAAACGUCAGUUUAAAAGACGACCUUGCCAAGCAGCAUGCCAAAGUCGCAGAGGAAGCUGUCGCAGGUUGGGAGAAGGCAGAGAACGAAGCUGCGGCUCUGAAGCAACAGCUUGAUGCUUCUUUAACCAAGGUCUCUGCUCUUGAGGAUCGAAACACUCAUCUCGAUAGUGCACUCAAGGAAUGUGUGAGGCAACUCUGGCAAGGAAGAGAAGAGCAAAACCAAAAGAUUGAAGAAGCUAUAAACAAGAAAUGCACAGAGUGGGAAGCUGCAAAGUCUGAACUUGAAUCCCGAAUCCAGGAGCUCCAAGCCAGACUUGGAACUGCUUCAGUUCAGGAAGAAGACCUCUACCCGAAAAUCGAGGCUCUAGAGAAAGAGAACUCAGCUCUGAAGCAACAACUACUCUCAAUAGCAGAAGAGGUUAAGAUACUAACUCUUGAGAGGGACUUGAGCACUCAAGCAGCUGAAUCCGCCAGUAAACAGCACUUGGAAGGGAUUAAAAAGUUGACUAGACUCGAAGUAGAAUGCAGGAAACUGAGAGUCAUGGUUCAGAGAUCUGUCAAGUCAAAUGAGCUCAAGUCUUCUACAGAUAACCAAUCAGACUACUCAGGGAGAUUCUCUUUUAGUGAUAAUGAAGUGCAGAGUCCUACUCAGAGGUCUAUUGGGAAGACUACCAUGGCUCCUCCAGUAGAUAUCGGUUUAAUGGAUGAUUUUCUUGAGAUGGAGAAGCUCGCUUCUAUGCCGCAUUCUGAACCUGGAAGAAAACAUUCAGAGAGUAAACCUGAUGCGCAAUCAAGGCAGCUAAAACAUGAACUUGAAACCUCACUUCAGAGAAUUUCUGAGUUAGAGGAAAAAGUAGAAAUGGUAGAGGUGGAGAAACUGCAGUUGGAGAUGGCUUUGAAUGAAUCCAAAGAGCAAGUGGAGGCACUGCAGAGUCAACUGAUGGAGACUGAGGAGAAGUUAUCCAAGUUGAAGAAACUGGAACCAAGAACUCAAGAUCUAGAGUUGUCAUUGGAUGAAUCUAAGAAGCAGAUUCAUGAUCUUCAAAGACAGCUAAACAAAACACAAGCGGAUAAGUCAAAACUAGAGACCACAAGAGCAGAAAACAAUGAUCUAGAGCUGUUGCUGAGUGAAUCCGGGAGUCAAAUUCAAGAUCUCCAAAAGCAGCUAAAUAAGGCACAGGUGAAUCUGUCAGAGCUAGAGACUAUAAGAGCAGAGAAGCUGGAACUGACCAUAUGUUUAAACGGGACAAAGAAGCAGCUGGAGACAUCGCAAAGCCGGUUAAAGGAAACAGAGAGAAAGCUAACGGAGGUUCAGACUCUACUGCGUCUGACAAAGGAUGCAAAAGAAGCGGCUGAGGAUGGUGUAAAAGCUGCAAACGCUAAAGCAGAAGCGGUUGAGUCCAGACUCAGAGAUGUUGAAGCAGAAGCGGAAUCUUUGAUCUUGAAGAUCGGAUCUUUGGAAAAGAGUAUAGAGAAGGAACGUGUGUUAUCAGCAAAACACAUUUCAAAGUGUGAAGAACUACAAGAUGAGAUCUCAAAGCUAAAACAUGAACUUGAGUAUCAUGGAGAAGGAGAGCAUGAGCCUAAUCAUGUGAGAGCUUUUGAUGAUGAUUAUAAGCUGAAACAGGAGAAGGAACUAGCAGUGGCUGCCUCAAAAUUUGCAGAGUGCCAGAGAACUAUUGCUUCACUGGGUCAGAGAUUACAGUCACUUGCUACACUUGAAGAUUUCUUGAUUGAACCUUGAGGAGUAGCUCUAUGAUCAGAAUCUUGAUCAUUCCCAUGAAUAGACAAUGAAGUCUGAAUGAAGAGAAGUUGAAUCUCUCUGCUAAGGAAACUUGGAACCAUAUCCAUGAAUACAAGUGUAGAGGACACAUGAACAACUGGGAAGGCUAAGCCAAAAGAGGGUUGAGAUACAUAUGUCAAUAGAACACUAAGGGAAAGAAAAUGGAUAUAGUUUUUUUUUCUUUCAUUUUAUUUUUAUAAAUUAUCCAUUCAAUCUC
Molecule: messenger RNA, 2461 nt
Organism: Brassica oleracea var. oleracea
Lineage: Eukaryota; Viridiplantae; Streptophyta; Magnoliopsida; Brassicales; Brassicaceae
Product: filament-like plant protein 3
Exons: 4
Coding region: 211-2205 (664 amino acids)
Source: RefSeq, a predicted model, not a curated record